AUGGCGGAGCUCGUCUUAAAUGGAGGCCCGGUAACCCUCGACUCCAUCACCACCGCUGAGUUUGUGCUGACGAGAGAACCGCUCUCAUCAAACUCAUUAGUUGAUUUUGAUAAGCCGGAAGGACUUCUUCCACAGGACGAAGGAAGUGAGUCCAAUUUCAUGGGAGUUCGCAAAUACUCAAAAUCCGGUCCGCAAUCUCGGUGCUGGUACCAGCCACUUUUCAAUGCAUUGGUGCUAUUGCAGGUUUUUGGCCGCUUGCCAAACAAAAUCGCAAGUCUUAUCAGGUACAUGGCGAGCGCUCAGAAAUCGAUAAGAUCAAUCAAUACACGUCAAUUUCAGAUUAUUCAUAUUACUUUUUGUGCACUGGCCGUAUUACAAUGGAUGCCAAGUGUUCACGUAGUUGCUAUUGAGAUCAAUCAGAGUUUCGUACAAAUUCAUGAAUGGUAUAAUAUGUCAUCCUAUUUAAUCUACAUCAUCCUCCUAAGUGCUGCAUCAUUCGGCGCAAUAGUCCUGCCAUCCAUCACUUUGUCGAUCGCUGCCACGCAGUUAAUACCGUACUCUCAACAACUGAAGAGUGACGUCACCGGUAUUUGCUUGGCACUCGCUACGGCACUUCUGGCGGCCACAAUGUGCUGCUUUUCCGGUUAUGCGACAUCUCGAUCACUAACGAAUGUCACACAAUGGUAUGAACAAGAUUAA
Molecule: messenger RNA, 699 nt
Organism: Ostertagia ostertagi
Lineage: Eukaryota; Metazoa; Nematoda; Chromadorea; Rhabditida; Trichostrongylidae
Source: the annotation of a GenBank genome assembly